Molecule: messenger RNA, 1527 nt
Organism: Danaus chrysippus (African queen)
Lineage: Eukaryota; Metazoa; Arthropoda; Insecta; Lepidoptera; Nymphalidae
Source: the annotation of a GenBank genome assembly
AUGUUUUGGACAUAUAGUGUGGUUGUUCUGAGUGUGUGUGUGUUCGUCAGGACUCAAGUUAUUCCGGGGAAGUCCAGGACUAAUGAUGGUGACUUUAAUAAUGUUAACGCUGAUGGAUCUUUUGAUUUCGGCUAUGCAAACAAAGAUCGUGGUGGCAGUUACCACUUGGCGCAAGGUAAUUCGAAAGGAUUAGUCGGAGGAAGAUUCGGUGCCAGAGAGCCUGGUACUGACGAAGUCAAAGAAACCAUUUAUACUGCUGGACCUAGAGGAUUUCGCGCCAAGGGUCCCAACGUUCAUCGAAAGAUAGAUCUGGAUCAACGGCCGCGAGGUCCCAUUGGAAAUAAAGACGAUCCCUAUUUUGAUCCCAACGAAGAUCCCAGUUAUGCGUACAAAAUAGAAACUAGGACUUACUCCAAAAACGAGAAUGCUGACAGCAGAGGAGAUGUCAAAGGUCAUUACUCCUACGUGGAUGACAUCGGAGAGCGACACGACGUGUCCUACAUAGCUGGUCGUGAUACAGGUUUUCAUGUAUCAUCAGCCAACCCUGACGUGCCCAGUCUUAUUGGGUCACCUUUUCACCGAGCGCCUCUAGUUAGAGGGGAGAGCAAAUCUCGAGGACGUACUGCGGUACAAAGAGGAUUAGAUGGUUCAUAUAGAUUCAUUUCUGCCGGACCUGAUCAACGGAGAACGGAAAGUAGUGACUCACACGGUAACGUUAGAGGAUCCUACACAUUUUUAGAUGACAAAGGUGUACAAAGGACAGUACAUUAUAUAGCGGGUCCAGGUAUUGGUUAUCGAAUCGUGAAGAACAGCAACGAUCCCUUCAUUCCAUCCUAUUUCCCAACUAUACCUAGUCCUUAUGAUCCGGCGUUUAACGCAGGGGGCAGCGCUGGAGCACCUGCUUUCGCUCCCAACGAUGAAAGUAGCGACGAUGUCUUCAAAGGACCCGAUGGCACUGCAGCGUCAGGGCACGUUAAACCACCUCCUUUCCCUCCUUCCGAAUCAGAGAGACCUAGUAAUACUGGUAGCAUUUCAACAGUCAUUGAAACUCCUGAUGAUUCAGAUAGCAACGGUUACGACACAGGUCCAAGUUUUAAUCAAGAACCCGAUAAUACAGAAUUGGGUUACGUUGACGAGGACGCUUCUAGUUUUCAAAAUCAAAAGCCAACUCAAGGACCAGGCAAACCGUGGCGACCAGACAACAAACCGUUUAGACCGUCGAAGAAACCGUUUAAACCGAUAAAACCUUACCAAGAAACGAAUAGUAAUAACGACAAUUACGCCGGUGAUAAAAGUAAACCAGAAUUUGCUGUAGGAUUCAAUAUACAUCACACGAAACCUGGCACAACGAUCAUUAGGAAUAUAGGUGAAGAAUACUUCGGCAUACCUCCUGGUGUGUCUGUACGAGCUCAUGUACAAAGCAUCGAUCUAUAUCCCUUCGGUUCCAAACCAAUAUCACCAUCAGAGGCUUUGGAAAAUGACCAAACAUACUCCACAUCGAAUUAUAGAAUCCCAAAUUAUGUAUAA